AUAAAGGUGGUACGCACCGACAAGACGUGUCCGUGUGUGCGUGCGCACGCGUACGUGUGUCAGGUGGUGACUGUUGCUUCAGGAACAACGUUGUGGAGGGCAAAGGCCGGGGGACGCAGCGGGUGAAGUGUGGCGAGGGUUGAGAGAGGAUGUAGCAAGAGAUGCUGGUAGAGAGGAAGAAACAGGAGGUGGAGAGAUUUACGUUACUGGAUUCACCCGCACACAACUAUGUCAUAUUUGUCUGUAUAUCACACCCGUACACACCAUGCCCGUGUACACAAUAUACAUGACAGGAGCAAGCAGGAGGGAAAGAGAGAAGGAAAGCUCGACAGUCGGUGGGAGUCCGAGGCAGCGGAUGCAGUAGUGAUGGCGGCUGCGUUGGAUGUUUAGCCUGGGCAGGCCAGGUCGGAGGAGAGAAGGAGGCGGACGAGGCAGGUGGGAGAGAAAGAGAGAGGAAGAGAGAGAGAGUGAAAGAGAAAGAGCCAAAGUCGGAAUGGAAAGACAGCCAGGUUGCUCGACGAGGUGGCAGGGGUGAGGGGUGGUGAGGCAGGGAACGGCUUAGCCUGGCGCUGCCUCGAUCGUAGCCACGAGCGGAGUGUUGAGAGAGCAACCGAGAGUCCCGUUGGCCCUGGUGGUCACCCGCACCGGGUGAGGCAUCAUGAAAGCGCGCCAGUCGACCGAGUGUACCUACGGCUGUACGAAAGCAAGCUGAACGCUUCGCUUGCUCUCCCGAUUCUUUCUCACCGACGUCGCGCACCUCCAUCCAAUUUCGGAAUUCGACAUUGACACACGCGGGGACCUCUCAGGGACUUGUCCAGGUGUUCAUCGAGAUCUCGGAAUGACAGAGAUGACAGGCAGAUUGGUAGCGGUUUUACUGAUGAACGAGAUCGCGAGUUUGACGGAUGUUGUUUCUCUUCUCGUUAAAAAAUCAUGAUUUGGGGUGGUGAAGGUGAAGCACGGUCAGUGUCCUUGACGUUCAACGAUUGAUUGAUAUCUUUCGGAAGAAAGACUCAUUUUGUGGAGAAAUAUAGAAAGUUGAUGUGUUGUUUUACGGUGCUUAUUUGAAAUCCGGGUCUUUUGAUUCAUGUUCCAUGACGAUGCGCGCGUAUGUAUCCUUCUCCGAUUUAAAUAAAAAUCUAGGGAGCGGCAAGGACAAUGGCAUCGAAAUAAUGCACAGAUGCGCGUUUCUUUGUUGAGCAAGAUCGAGCAUUUGCAUUCGACAUUUCUUAUUUCUCAUGGGGAUUCCUGGCGGAUCAUUCAAGAUAAUUUCGUGUCAUUGACUUGACGUUUCACGCGAUAGAUAUUCUCACGAGUAAUGUCUUGCACGUGAGCUGCGGUAGAAUAACGGAAGGAAGUUUCUUCUUCAACUGGACGUAUGAAAUAGCAGAACAAUUUAAUCUGCUCAUAAUCCGGCCAUAACUUAAAUUCCGUGUCACAUUUCCGUGUCGUGUUCCGUAUGUUUGAACUCGUAACAUUUCUCUUCAGUGACUUAGAUGAAGCGAUUUCAAGAUACAAGAUACAUGUUGGCUAGAUAUAUGUACAAGUACGAUAUACAAAAGACUAGUUAAAAAUAGCAGUUAAAAAUCACAACGUCAAAUGACACUUAAACACAAUAAUACGAAAACAAGGAACGUCGGAGUAGUAAAUAUAAAAAGAAAUCGUUUGGACCGAUCCUUUUUUGGACAAAAUCACGCGUUUCCGAUCAUCGAGCAAUCUCACGGCUAUUUCCAAUGUUUUGUGAAGCUUGCUUCGUUACCUCAUUGUUGUCACAUUGACCGCGCCGAAGGGUGCCACCCUUGCAGUUCGUUAUUCUGUUCCGCACAUUGGAGUACUCCAAUUGCAAAAUAACGAGGGAGGAAAGUAAUAAAGUUCUGAAAUAAGUCGAUAUCACGUUUCAUUUUGUGAAUAGAUGCCAAGAAAAAGAAGAUGCAGAAGAAAACUGAAUAAAUAAAUAUAUAAAUAGAAAUAUAUAUAUAGAGCACAACAGUGCGAUUUUUACGAGAAAACGAGCAAUUUUAUAAUUAUUUCUUCGAUUCAACGCUUGCUGCAUAUGUUAAUAUAUUAUAAGAUUUUUUACGUCACUUCAAGGAUAACGCGAGGGAAAACAAAGUUGUUUGAUCUUUAAUGAGCGAAGGAACCGGUAUUCCGCUGAACAACAUGAAGAAAGGCAGAAUGAAAAGAUACGAUACACGUAAGAGGUAAAGUAAAGGCAGCUAUUCUUGGCUAAUAUAAUUAUAGCAAUUGCUGAUAUAUCUUUUCAACAUUAGAUAAAAUGUCAAAAUGUACAGAGAAGUUUCAGCAAGAGUGCUGAAAUUAAAAUAUGAAAAUUAAUAUAUAAAAAUAUAUUAUCUAUCUAUAUAAUGUAUCAAUUACUGUCCGUUUCUUAAACAUUAUUUUACACGAAGAAAACGCGAUAAUCAAAACUUAAGCAGGAAGCAUUCCACGUAGAUUGAUACAUAGUUAAAAAAUAAAAAAAUGAAUACACAUAACGCAGCCGAACCGCUUGAAUUUGGUACAAGAAGUCUGCGAUUAGCAUGUCGAGGUGGAAUUUAGUGAAGAAUAAGCGCUAAGAUACAGGAAACCAAUUUAUUUCGAUCCGUUAAAAAUUUACAUAACACUCCGGGACAUCUAACAUAGUGAAUGUGCCGGAUUCGAGUGGGGAGAGGAGGGGAAGGAGGAGGAGAAUCCAAGGACUGAAAGCGGUGACUUUGGAGGUUCCCGCAUCAACUGAAUCAUUGUUUGGGACUCGUGAUAACGCAUGUAGCUUCAGUCAGUUAGAAGACUCGAUGCCACACGGUUCGCCAACUGAUAUGGCAGCCGUUGUUCCUACUAUCGCUAUCCCUCGGCUCCUCCAUCAUCGUCGCCGUUACUACGUCCGAGACCGGCGUAGCUGUCAAACGACCGAACAGGUGUUACCGCGAGGUGCCCGGAGUGGGAUACGCGAUUUCUUGUGAUACCACACGCGCGGCGCGACUACGAAGGAGUGAGUCCCAGUGAGUCGUCGAUCGAUCGAUGUGACACGCACAUUCCUCGCGCAUUCCUCGUUACUUAAUCGGAAAUGUAUUCGUAGGAGUUAAUUACAUCAAGUGUCAGUGAGUGUCCCAAGGUGAGGUGGACCAAGAACAGUUGUUCCAGGAAGAAUUAAGGAUUUUGGAAUUAAUUCAUAUUUAUCAAACAUGACGUGCCGCAAAGUCUCCUAUCCACAACCGAUAUCCAAAUUCAGCGGCAUCCUCCUACUGUCGCUGAUCCUUUUGACCGAGGUCACAUACUCGGCUGAUCUCGCGAUCGAGAUACCAGGCAAUCUAAGCCAGGGUGGUUCCUGGUAUCGUUUGGAUUACAGCCCAAACGUCGGCUCUCCACCGCCAAAUACCACUAUAGCCGCCACCGAGAUCGGUGAUGUCAUAAAGUUUAAAGACGGCCUGCCCGGGACGAGAUAUGAAUAUUGGUUGUACUACAGCAAUAGUACUCUUCACGACUGGCUGACAUGGACCGCCUCGAUUACGACACCGCCCGAUCCGCCCUCAAACUUGACGGUAUCGGUACGAAAUGGGAAAACCGCGAUCGUAUAUUGGUCCCCUCCGGUCCAAGGGAAUUAUUCCGGUUUCCGGUUGCGGACGCAGAGCUUCAGCGACACCGGAAAUCCCAAGACCAGCGUCAUCCCAGUCGACUCGGUGCCGUAUACACUCCGAGAUCUUACACCCGGUGCCACGUACUCGCUUCAGCUCUUCACCGUGCUGGACGCCAAGGAGAGCGUCGCUUACACCAGCAGGAACUUUACGACAAAACCGAAUACUCCGGGAAAGUUUAUCGUCUGGUUCAGGAAUGAAACGACGCUGCUGGUGCUAUGGCAGCCGCCUUAUCCUGCCGGAAUAUAUACGCACUACAAAGUUAGUAUAGAUCCACCGGACGCCAUAGAAUCUGUUCUCUAUGUAGAGAAGGAGGGCGAGCCGCCUGGUCCUGCACAGGCAGCUUUCAAAGGACUCGUUCCAGGUAGAGCGUAUAACAUUUCCGUGCAUACUGUAUCCGAGGAUGAAACGUCCGCGCCCACCACAGCUCAGUAUCGUACAGUGCCGUUGCGUCCCCUCAAUGUGACCUUUGACAAAUCUUCCAUAACGUCGACUUCCUUCCGCAUGUUUUGGAAUCCGCCCAAUGGAACUUCCGAGUUUGACAAGUAUCAAAUAUCCCUUGGCAGUAAUCGGAGGCUCGCGCCUGUCACGCGAAACCGGGACGACGAGAACAGAUGGGAGUUCAAGGAUUUGGAGCCUGGCAAGACAUAUCAAGUGGUCGUGAAAACAGUUUCUGGCAAGGUCACCAGUUGGCCGGCCAGCGGAGAUGUCACUCUGAAACCACUACCUGUUCACGAUCUUAGAGCAGUGAUCGAUGAGAAAACUGGUAUGGUGGAGGUUUCCUGGAGUCCGGAGAAUUCCAGUACACAAGAUAGUUAUAAGUUACAAUAUCACGAAGUGGAAACGACGAUUGGUGGCGAUAGUAAUACUUUGACGACUGAUAAAACAAAGGUUACUCUGGAAGCUCUCCUGCCAGGAAGAAAUUAUUCCAUAAUAGUGCAAGCAAUUAGCAAUAAAGUCGAAUCAAACGAAACCGUCCUGUACCAAGCGACGCGUCCAGCCAGUCCUGUGAUCGAAGAUCUGAAGCCUAUUGAAAAGGGUUUGAAUAUUUCCUGGAAGAGCGAUGUCAAUUCCAAGCAGGAGAAAUUUGAAGUAACCCACAAUAGAAACGACACCGGAGAAAGUGCGACUACUCUGACUACAGAAUCGCAUAUAGUUUUGGAAGAUCUUUAUCCUGGUGCAGCAUACGAAGUCAAAGUUUUUGCUAUUAGUCAUGGACUUCGGAGCGAGCCGCAUGAUUAUAUGCAAGCUGUUCUACCUUAUCCACCGAAGAAUCUCAGUAUCGAGAAAGUUACGAGCAAUACUGUUGUCGUGCAUUGGGAAGCUCCAACGAACUCAAUAUUUACUGAAUACUCCAUUAGAUACCGUACAGAAGAUGAUCCUAGGUGGGUCAAACUCCCAAGCGUUCGUGAUAUGGAAGCGGAAGUCGCGGACAUGACAGCCGGCGAGAGGUAUACUAUACAAAUCAACACUGUCAGUUAUGGCGUCGAAAGUCUGUAUCCGUUACAAGUGAAUCACACAGUCAGACCCAAUCCAGUUUUAAAUAUCACCCCAGUCAUCGACUCUACCAACGUAACUCUCGAAUGGCCGAGACCAGAAGGUCGUAUUGAGAUCUAUGUCAUAAGAUGGUGGCCAGUAAAGAAUCCAGAGGACUCUAGAUCGAAGAAUGUCAGCGAGAAGAAUGUAUCCGAUAUUAGUUUUGAGGGGCAAAUCAGAAAGGUCUUGAUGAGCGACUUAAUGCCUGGAGUACAGUACUUCUUCGUUGUCUACACGAUGUCUUACGAUCUAGUUAGCGACAUUAGUAAUUUAACCACACGAACGAUGCCGCUGAUCCAGUCCGAGGUCGUCGUAGUGGUCGAUCGGGAUCAACCGGGGUCGUUGACGUUGCGAUACACGCCAACACCGAUACAGUCUUCGAAGUUUGAUCUCUACCGAUUCAGGAUUAGCGAUGACGAUAAUACCACGAAAGAGCGUAUGGUAGAUGACACUGACACCAAGAUUACAUUUGUUGGAUUAAUACCUGGCAAAUUGUAUAAUGUGACCGUUUGGACAGUAAGCGAUAAUGUAGAGAGCAGACCUCUCUUUCGUCAAGACCGACUCUAUCCCGAACCGGUCACUGCAAUUCACGCGAUUGAUGUGAAUGAUACGAGGAUCACGUUGACCUGGGACAGCCCGCACGGAGAGUAUGAUACUUUUGAAGUACAAUAUAUAAACACAGAAGGGAACUACAUCCAAAAUAUAACUUCGGACAACACGAUUACCAUCUUCGAUUUGAAACCGCAUAGAAAUUAUACAUUCACGCUGGUUGUACGUUCGGGUACAGAAUCUUCUAACUUGAGAAUCUCAAAUCCGCUCAGCGCCAGUUUCACUACUAGCGAAUCGUAUCCAGGAAAAGUGGAGAAGUUUCAUCCUAUCGACAUUCAACCGAGUGACAUCAGCUUCGUCUGGUCUCUACCUAGUCAGGAACAAAAUGGCAUCAUUAGAAAAUUCAGCAUCACUUACAGCUUAGAGGGUUCAACCUACACUCAAGUGCAGGACUUCAGGCCGAGCGAGUUCCGCGGCGUUAUCAAAUCUCUCGUACCAGGUAAGACGUACGUCUUCCGGAUUCAAGCGGAGACCAAGAUUGGUUUUGGUCCUGAGGCAAUCUGGAAGCAAAAGAUGCCGAUUCUGGCACCGCCAAAGCCCUCUACGCAAGUAGUGCCAACGGAGGUCUGCAGAAGUAGCACGACGAUCCAAAUUAGAUUCAGGAAGAAUUACUUCAGCGAACAAAACGGGGCAGUCACAUCGUACACCGUCAUCGUCGCUGAAGACGAUAGCAAGAACGCUUCUGGACUGGAGAUGCCCAGUUGGAGAGACGUUCAGGCUUACAGUAUUUGGCCACCGUAUCAGGUGAUGGAACCAUAUUAUCCUUUCAAAAACGGAUCUGUGGAGGACUUUACGAUUGGCUCUGAAAACUGCGACAACAAAGUUGGAUACUGUAACGGACCAUUGAAAUCGGGAUCUACUUAUCGGGUGAAGGUGCGAGCGUUUACAGCACCGGACAAAUUUACGGAUACCAGCUACAGCUUUCCCAUCCAAACAGGAUUGCUGCUGGCAGAUAAGGACAACACAGCUAUCAUAGUCGGUGUCACCGUCGCCAUAGCAUUGCUGCUGUUUCUAUUGGGCAUCGGGCUGUUUAUGCGAAGGAGAAGAAGUCAGGGUCGCAAAACGACAGAAACCAGGGCAACCGACAACCUGUCAUUACCGGAUAGCGUUAUUGAGACUAGUCGGCCUAUUAAAGUCGAAGAUUUUGCCGAGCAUUAUCGUACAAUGUCGGCGGAUUCUGACUUCCGGUUUUCAGAAGAAUUUGAAGAGCUGAAGCACGUCGGAAGAGAUCAGCCUUGCACAGCGGCGGAUUUACCCUGUAACAGGCCAAAAAAUCGAUUUACGAAUAUUCUUCCGUACGAUCACAGCAGAUUCAAGCUUCAACCUGUCGAUGAUGAAGAAGGUUCCGACUACAUCAACGCAAAUUAUGUUCCGGGUCACAACUCGCCAAGGGAGUUUAUCGUGACCCAAGGACCUUUGCAUUCGACUCGAGACGAUUUCUGGCGAAUGGCGUGGGAGAGCAAUAGUAAAGCUAUCGUAAUGUUAACGAGAUGUAUCGAAAAGGGCAGAGAAAAAUGUGAUCAUUACUGGCCGAUGGAUACUUUACCGGUAUAUUAUGGAGACAUUUCUGUCACGAUACUAAACGAGACGCACUAUCCGGAUUGGAGCAUUACGGAAUUUAUGUUAUGCAGAGGCGAUGCAAAGAGAAUGAUACAGCACUUUCACUUUACCACCUGGCCGGAUUUCGGCGUUCCCAGUCCACCUCAGACUUUGGCGAGGUUCGUGCGAGCGUUCAGGGAACGUGUUAGGCCCGAUCAGAGGCCGAUAGUCGUUCAUUGCAGUGCCGGCGUAGGUCGUAGCGGUACCUUUAUCACCCUUGACAGAAUACUACAGCAAAUUCUCGUAUCGAAGUACGUUGACAUCUUCGGAAUCGUCUGGGCGAUGAGGAAGGAGCGAGUCUGGAUGGUUCAGACGGAGCAGCAGUAUAUCUGCAUUCAUCAGUGUCUUCUUGCUGUCCUGGAAGGACAGGAUACUACUGGACCACCACGAGAGAUUCAUGACAAUCAGGGAUUCGAAGGCAAGAAUCGAAGCUCGGUCGAAAACACUAAGAGUCCUGCCGAGGAUGAGAAGGAGAGGUGACCUUCGAACAGCGACUCCUGCGUCGAUGAUGACGAAGGAAUAGCCGAAUCGGGGAUGUGAUGGUUCGAUUACUGGUUAGAAGUAAUAACUGAUGACGGCAAAAACGGAUCUCGUUUUCUAAAGAAGCUUGAAUCUUCAAGAUUCUUCAAGUUUAUCUGGAAAAGAAAAACGUGGAAAGAAAAUGAUUGGAUUGGAUAGAAACAAAGGCAAGAAACGUAAUAAUAACGAUUUCACAUUGGAUUAAUUAGAUAUCGUAUGCAGAACAGUGUAAAUCGAUUGAAGGAAUUUCUUGGAAGAUUAUCGAAUAGCGUUAAAUG
Messenger RNA from Camponotus floridanus (Florida carpenter ant), 8167 nucleotides. RefSeq names its product tyrosine-protein phosphatase 10D (gene Ptp10D). Lineage: Eukaryota; Metazoa; Arthropoda; Insecta; Hymenoptera; Formicidae. The coding region runs from base 3177 to 7850 and encodes 1557 amino acids. Gene Ontology annotation, molecular function: protein tyrosine phosphatase activity; protein binding. The transcript has 21 exons. Gene Ontology annotation, biological process: protein dephosphorylation. The record is from RefSeq and is a predicted model, not a curated record.